UACGCAUGUUAGCGUUUAUACUGCCUUCAAUUCCCAAGAAGAAGAAAGAGCCUUGGCGUUGCUCCUGCGCAUUGAACUUUGCAAUAAGUUCAAAUGGUCCUGCGGAUAUCCAACACGCAGUUUCUCUGCUCCCAUAAUGAAGCCACCCUCCCGGAAGCGAAGUGUACCUCUGCGCUUUGUGUCCAGGGAACCCGAGCUGAAGCGCCGUGACACGGUGCGUGCAGGCUGGUUUGGCUGGAAAUGGAACGAAAGGCAUAUCCUCUUGGUUGAGCUUAAAAGACAGCACAAAAAUGCGGAGUUGGACCUGGUGGCACUGCAGUCUAAACUUCCCAAGCGAUCUUUACAAGAGAUUGAGAGUUUUGUGCAGUUCUUGAAGUCCGUUGUGGGAAAGAGAGUGGCCAGGCUGGUGAACAAAUUGAGACAAGACCAGCUGAGUGACAAAGCGCCGAUUGAGUUAUGGACUGAAAUGUCACAGAAAAUGGCCGGUUCACAAGAGGCUGCCAUUUCAUCUGCUUUCUCACAGAUGCUUGUGAUUGCUGCAACUGAGCCAUGUAGCCUCCUUAACUCUGACCCGCCUCGCUCUUUAAGCACACCCAAGCAGCUCCCAUCUAACCUCCAGAAAGUUACAUUAAGACCCAUGGCCAGACCACCGGCAACGACAUCCUCAAUGUGCAUGACUCCAAGGGUGCACGCAUCUACUCAGCUGUCAUCUGGUCAGACACCAGAAAGCCCAAGUGUGACAUGUCAGAAGGGCUUGCUUCCAUCCUCAAAGACAGAAGCCAGUCCCAAUAUAGUUUAUUUACCCUGCAACUCACAGUCCUCUCUUUCAAACUUUGCUGCUGCCACGAAACUCAACGGAGGGUCCAUUUCCAACAAUUCACCCAGCCCCACAUCACCUCCUCUGAAUCAUGUUCCAGCCAGCCUUAGUCAAUCCACUGCAACCCCAAACUCCAGCCAGCCUGCUGAACAAGCAGCUGGCUCAAACACAAGGAUUUCCAUCCAGGGGCAAGAACAUUCUUCCUCUAUUCCUAGUAGGCCAAUAUCUGAUCAACAGACCCAGAAGCACACAGAUUUUGAUGUGAAUUUUGAGAAUAUCUAUCGCUUUUUGAGCUCUGUGAACAAGCAAGGCAACAUGCCCCCUCUCACUCCAAUGGAGAGUGCUGUGGUCCUGGACCUACUGUGGUCCCUUCCAGAUGAGAUCCCCCUGCUCAACUGUGUGGAACUGCAACACCACCUCCGUCAGGCACACGAUCACCUAUCUGCUCCUGUUAAGGAGCCCUCUGCGCCAAUAAGCAUCGGUCUAGACGCCCGGUCCCAACUCGCUCAGGCAGGUGACACACCAGGCGCAUCCUUACAGAAAGAGAUCUCCACCACUCAGGAAGGGGAACUGUGUGACCAGUCGAUGUCCUCCGUGCCCAGUGACCACACAGGCUCCGAUGCCUUCUGUUCCAGUGAAAUGGGCGACUCUGAUGCCUUGGCCCAGACACUUGCCCAUCAGGAAGGACAUGGCAGUGGACAAGGGGAUAAAGAAUCGCAAGCUGAUCAAAACAACAAAGGGGACUACACCAGUGAGAGUGGGGGCUCUACAAUUCUGCCAGUAUCUAGCAGUAAACCAGAAGCUGGAUUUCAGCCUAUGAGCAUGACCAGAAGUGACAUGCAAGACCCCACAGUAUUGACAGCAGAUAAUCCAACAGUAGAAUCUCCACUGCAACAUCAAACUGUCCAAGAGGCAACAAGCAAAUCAAAUUGUAAAAGUAUACCUACUCAUUCGCACGAUAUUGAACAGGAGAAAUCAAAUUUUGACAAAGCAGCCCUUUGCCCUUUAAAUCCCUUUAUGAUCCCAUUGAAGCUACUGGUGCGAUCCUAACCUCCGCUGUCUGAAGGGUGAUUUCAUUCUUGUGUUUUCGCAUAGCUGCUUUCUGAUGUAUGACAGUUCAGGCUUCCGUUGAGGUUGCAGCUAGCUUUAUAAAAGUAAUUGCGAAAAAAGCAUUAUUUUUAAUAUACAGUUAAUAGACAUUUUCUUUACAUUUUAACUAUUUUCCAUUUUAAUAAAAUUUUGUUUACUUGAUUAUUUCAAUAAAAAGUAAAAAAACAAAA
Molecule: messenger RNA, 2097 nt
Organism: Conger conger (European conger)
Lineage: Eukaryota; Metazoa; Chordata; Actinopteri; Anguilliformes; Congridae
Gene: snapc2
Product: small nuclear RNA activating complex, polypeptide 2
Exons: 5
Coding region: 137-1867 (576 amino acids)
Biological process (GO): snRNA transcription
Cellular component (GO): nuclear body
Molecular function (GO): RNA polymerase II general transcription initiation factor activity
Source: RefSeq, a predicted model, not a curated record